CGUUUUCAUGGGCUUUGUGGCUUUCUUGCCUUUUCGCAGUUUCUGUUACAGCCAGCUUACAAGUGUUUGGUUGUAAGCUAGUAUAUGUUUAACUGCGCAAUUCCAAAUUUGCAUUAGGAAGAACAACUGCUCACCAUAACAGGUCAACUUAUAUCUGGAUUGCUGUAUUUAACACGUUUUUUUUAACCAGUCAUUUAGCUCUGGUCGCCUGAAUCAAUUGUUCGCGACGCGACAUCUGUUUUACAUUUUUUAGGAGGUUAUAUUGGGUGGGUUAUUUGCCAUUUUUUAAUAUUUGGCCUACUUUUAAAUUUCGAAUCAGCAUUUUUGUUUUACAAUGGCGACCGCAACUUCGACUCCGGCCGGGCAAAGAAUAAGCUCCCGCAUUGCCGGCAGCACUCCUCUGAGCCCCACGAGGAUUUCCCGGCUGCAAGAAAAAGAAGAGCUCUGCAAUCUGAACGACCGACUGGCCAUUUACAUCGACAAAGUCCGAAGCCUUGAAUCCGAGAAUAGCGUUCUCCAUUUGCAAAUCACCGAGAAGGAAGACGUCCGAAAUCGGGAGCUUACGGGUUUGAAAUCAUUGUACGAAACCGAGCUCGCUGACGCCAGGAGAUCCCUCGAUGACACGGCCAGAGACCGCGCGAGGCUGCAAAUCGAAUUGGGAAAGAUCAAAUCCGAGCAUGAGCAGUUACUACAGACCCAAGCCAAGAAGGAUGCGGACCUCUCCGGCACCCAGGCCCGGCUGAAGGACGCGGAGGCUCUGCUCAACUCCAAAGAGGCGGCGCUGGCCACUUCGCUGACCGAGAGGAGGACCCUAGAGGCCGCCAUGGCUGACCUGCAGGCCCAGGUCCAGGAGCUGGACACAGGUCUGAUCGCAGCCAGGAAGCAGCUGGGCGAGGAGACCCUGCUCCGUGUGGACCUGGAGAACCGAUGCCAGAGCCUGAUGGAGGAUCUGGAGUUCCGCAAGAACAUGUUUGAGGAGGAGGUAAAGGACACCAGGCGCAGGCAUGAGACGCGUCUGGUGGAGGUGGACUCGGGCAGACAGAUGGACUACGAGUUCAAGCUGCAGCAGGGGCUGACCGACAUGCGGCAGCAGCAGGAAGAGCAAGUCAAGCUCUACAAGGACGAGAUGGAGACGACCUACGUGGCCAAGCUGGAGAACGUGCGUAUGUCCUCGGAGAUGAACAGCAGUGCUGCCAGCAUGGCUCGGGAGGAGCUGAAGGAGUCUGCGCUCCGUGUGGAGAGCCUGGCCGCCCAGCUGUCCAGCAUGCAGAAGGAGACUCGCGGUUGGCAGGAGCGCAUCAGCGAGCUGGAGAAUGCCCUGUCUCAGGAGCGUGACAUGAGCCGGCGGAUUCUGGCCGACAAGGAGCGCGAGAUCUCUGACAUCCGCGCCAAGAUGCAGCAGCAGCUGGAUGACUACGAGCAGCUGCUGGACGUCAAGCUGGCCCUGGACAUGGAGAUCAACGCCUACCGCAAGCUCCUUGAAGGAGAGGAGGAGAGGCUGAAUCUGUCCCCCAGUCCAUCGUCCCGUGUGACUGUGUCUCGGGCGUCCUCAUCACGGAGCGUGCGCACCACACGGGGCAAGCGGAAGCGCGUGGACGUGGAGGAGUCGGAGGCCAGCAGCUCCGUCAGCAUCGCUCACAUGGCCUCGGCCACUGGCAACGUCUGCUUCGAUGAGCUGGACGUGGACGGCAAGUUCGUCCGCCUGCUCAACACCUCCGAAGAGGACCAGGCCAUGGUGGGGUAUGAGAUGACCAGAGUGAUCAGCGACACCUCGGCCACCUACAAAUUCACCCCCAAAUACGUCCUCAAGGCUGGGCAGGCAGUCACUAUCUGGGCCUCAAAUGCUGGAGUGGGCUUCAACCCUCCCACUGACCUCGUCUGGAAGGGCCAGACCUCCUGGGGCACUGGAGAGGACGUGAAGGUGGCGCUGACUGACCCUCAGGGAGAGGAAGUGGCUGUGAGGAGUACGGUGUUCAAGAUGGCCAGUGCUGAAGACGAGGAGGGUGAGGAAGACGAGGAGGAGGAGGAGGAGGAGGAAACCAUGGAGGUAAUGGAGGAAGAUCUCUUCCACCAGCAGGGAGAUCCCCAUCCUGCCAAGAGAGGUUGCUCCAUCAUGUAAUCUCAUCAAACCACCUCCAGACCGCUCACCUCAUCCUCCAACAACUUUUACUGCCAGCUGCCAACCCUACCAUCACAGAAAUAUUUUUAUACCUUUUUUGUCUAUUGUAAAAAAAAAAAAAAAAACUUUUUGGUGACAGUACGUUUUUAUUUUUGUGACUCAUGAUUUCACAAUACUAGGCUUUGUAUGAACCAAAUUAUUAUUUCUAUAAUUAUUAUUAUAAUUAUUAUGAUGUUUUUAUCAGAGGGGAGGACUUUUAUUUUAUUUUUUUGUAGCACAAAAAAUUGGAACAUCUUUACCAGAGGCAGCUUUGUGAAAUUGUCAGUUCCUUCAGGUGCUGUGACUAAAACACUUCUCAGUAUCUUUAUUUCUACUCUAAUGAAGAAAACCUAGGAUUUUAAAGCGUCUUUCUAGAAAGUAUUUUUUCUCAUAGUCUUAGAAGGUUAAAAUGUUGCGUACCAUAUAGGACGUAUUUUACAUGCAUGUGAGUGAAAAGGAUAAUAAAAAAAAAAAUUAAGUAA
Molecule: messenger RNA, 2640 nt
Organism: Clupea harengus (Atlantic herring)
Lineage: Eukaryota; Metazoa; Chordata; Actinopteri; Clupeiformes; Clupeidae
Gene: lmnb1
Product: lamin B1
Biological process (GO): nuclear pore localization; nuclear migration; nuclear envelope organization
Cellular component (GO): nuclear lamina; nuclear envelope
Molecular function (GO): structural constituent of cytoskeleton
Source: RefSeq, a predicted model, not a curated record